Molecule: messenger RNA, 4050 nt
Organism: Helobdella robusta
Lineage: Eukaryota; Metazoa; Annelida; Clitellata; Rhynchobdellida; Glossiphoniidae
Exons: 5
Coding region: 1-4050 (1349 amino acids)
Source: RefSeq, a predicted model, not a curated record
AUGAUGUCAUCGUAUCGUAAUGUCGGUGACAACUUUCAUGGUAACAACAAAUUUGUAAACGACAGCAUCAGCAGCAGCAACAACAACAACAACAAUAAUAAUAAUUCAAUAAGAAUGUCAAGGUCACGUAGAAAAAUCCAAAAAUAUCGCAAAAAGCGUGACCAACUGGAAGAUGAACUGGUGAUGAAAACAAAAUCUCUCUCCUCAACGACAUCAACGCAGCCUCCUGCAUCUUCACUAAACAAUUACAACUUCAAAAACACUAACAACCCCAACAAUGACAAAUCAAAACAGCGUAGCUACUCCAUCUGCUGCGACUUGGACCAGCUGCACAUCACAGGCAUCGUCCUGGGGACUGUUCGAAUGUGGGAAGAAAGGUCGAGGUCGUUCGAUGCCUCUCAAGGUCGCUCGAGGGGAGGUCUUAGUAAGAUGGCUACCGGCAGACGGAGUGGAGGAAAAAAUUAUAGUUACGAUAAUUAUGGAAAUUAUAAAAAUUAUAGUGACAAAGAGGAUGUGAAUUAUGCAUUGAAGAAAGCUGAGAAGGAAAGGGUGGUGGAUAGGAUGGAUGGAGGCAAUCUGGCUUACAGGAGAAACAACAGUGCAAAUGAUAUUACCCUGGUUGCUCGUAGAUACAACAAAAACAAAAAUAAUAAUAAUAUUAACAUUAAUAAUAAUUUUAAGAAGAAAUAUUAUUAUAGUUCGACGAAUGAUGAUGAAUGUGAGGAUGACGAUGAUGAGGAUCGUUUAUCAUCCAUAUCAACUUCAUCUAAUUAUUUCAGAGGCUCUAAGAUGCAGUACCUCAACAAGAUAAAUAAUAAAUAUAAUAAUAAUAAUAAUAAUUAUUAUUAUUAUUAUAAUAAUAUGAAAUAUAAAACGAAUGAUUAUAGUAGCAAGUUGCACAGUGACAAUGAUAGAAAUGGAAAGGCGGAAAAAUUGAGCACCCACGAAAUGCUUUUCAAUAGAAAUAACGCAAAGGAUGUUAAUCGUGCAAAGCCAUUAUCAUAUCUUAACAACAACAUGAUAAAUAACUUAUACAACAACAACAACAACGAUGAUACUGCUCCUAGUAAUGCUGGUAAUUUUAAAACGGCUGGUUCGCCGAUGACAUCAACGCCAUUCACAACAAUAUCGUCAUCCUUGGCAUCGAGUUUCUUCAAGAAUACUCAAACUGGGCCAAUCGGUGGAGUUAGGUCCUCCUCUGAUUGGCUACAACAAUCUAAAAGUAAAUUCAAUCAAUAUCGGAGUCGUAAUCCUAGUAAAAGCAUUAACAGUAGCAAUGAAGCACUCAAAAAUAACAUUAACAGCAAUAACGACGUGAACAAAAACACUGACUUCAACAAUCACGAGGUUGUUUAUAAUGUGGAUAACUUGAUUGACGUUUGCCUGGACGAUAUUCUUCUAGAUAAUCUCAAGAUUAAAAGUAAACCUAAUCGAUCGAGUCCCAGCAAAUCACCUGAGUUUUCCAAAGAAAACAAUAAAAACCCGUCUGUCAACAGCCUCAUUGAAAACCACGCAAAUAACACUAAUAACAUUAACAACGGUUUUAGCAAUGUUGUCAGCAGCGUUAACGAUAGCAAUAACGUUAAUGAUGCUACAAUUUCGUCAUCAGCUUACGGGGUUAUUUCUUGUGCUGCCAUCAAUGCUAGAGAAGAUAAUUCCUUUUAUAAGAAUAUAAAUUUCAAUAACAUCAAAAGCAAUAAUAAUUUUCAUAAUGUAAAUGAUAAUGUUGAUAAUGUAGAUGAUAAUAAUGUCACUGAUAACAAUGUUAAUGAUGAAAAUAUUUAUGCUAAAGAUACGAGCACUGAAUUAAAAAAUACUCAAGCCUCCAGCAUUUAUCAUGAUAGGUCCAAAAGGAAUAGCAGGGUGGAUGUAGCAACGUCAUCAUCGUCUUCGUCAUCACCGCCAACAUCGUCCACACUUCUCAAGGAGAUGAAGGUUGAAAACGAAAUCCUCAACAAACGAAUUGUCGAUCUUGAGUUGGAAAGAAACAAGUUAAAGACUGAAGUUCUCGAAAAUUCAAACAAUACAAAACUUAAAAAUCUUGAAAAUCUUGAGUUAUUGCAAAAAAUUGAUUGUGUUAAAAACGAUUUGAUGAAAUCAGAGAAACUCAUUGCAAAGCUGAGAGCAGAGUCUGACGAAUAUUUGAAAAAUAUUGGCGAUAAAAAUGAAGUGAUAGCAAAACUGCAGAUGAAGAUAAGAGAAUCAUCAAACGUGUUCAAUGACAAAUAUUACAAUGAUUUAAAGUUUGAACGGGAUUCACUUUUACUCAAGGUAGAUGGCAUGCAAAAAGUUUUGAAUGGUCAGGAGAGUGAACUGGAUAGUGGGAAAAAGUUGAACACAAAAUGUGAAGCAGAAAACAGUUGGCUUAAAAGUGAGUUAGAUCGAAAAAGUGAAACGAUUCUAAACUUGCACGAUGAUGUCUUGCACUUGAGGAACGAACUGAACAAAGUCACCACAGCUCUCAAUGAAAAGGACACAAAAAUUUGCCUUCUCUCUGCCGAUCUGAACAAAUUUGAAACUGAUUUCAAUAAACUCUCAAAAGAAAGUGAGUCUCAGUUACUGAACAGUAAAAAGCUAUUUGAACAAAAUAAAUUUCUUGAAAAAGAUGUUUCCAUGAAAAAUGGUGAAUUAGCCAAGUUGCAAGGUGAUCUCUCUGCUUUGAAGUCUGAAAAUGAUGAACUGAAUGCACGUCUUGAGUUUAAUUUGGAAGAUAGAGGUUAUAUUGCUGAAGAGUUGGAAGCAGUCAAACAGGAAAAUGCAAAGCUGAAGCAACAACUCGAAGAGCAACAAUCACUUAAUGCCCAGAUGAAAAGCACUGCUGCCAACACAACCAACAACUACAACAACGAAACCGCAUCCAGUGAGUCGAAGGAAAGAUGUAGUGAGUUGGAGCAGGAGCUUUUGGAAGCCAAGCAGUACUGCAGUACACUCAUUAAUCAGAUUGAAACUUUUCAAUCAACCAUCUCUGAAUUGAAUUCGGAUUACAAAAAGUUGAAGAUGCAGUUGCAGUGUGAGAUAGGUGGGCUCACGGAUCAGGUGAAAUCUCUAGAGAAAGAAAAAGCUCAAAUGCACGAAAAGUUAAGAAAAGUUUCUGAAGAGAAUGUUCAGCUGGUUGGCAGUGCUAAGCAAGAUGAACAAAUUAUUUUGAGUAGGGAUAAAUUAAUCAGAGAUUAUGAGAAACAAAUUGCUGACUUUAAGAAGAGUCUUGGAGAGAAAAAACCAGAGACAAUCAUUAAAGAUACUUCAAGCACUCUAGCAAAUAAAAACAAUGAUAUCGAAAAGCAGCAUGCAAACAGCGCUCUCAACAGCAACAACAACAACAACAGCAACAACAGUGUUGCCCAACUACAAUCCACCAUACAGAAUCUAAAACGACAGAUCAGAAAUCUGGAGAUCGGUCUGGAGGAAGCAAAAACUUCAAACUCUGAACUGAAUAAAAAAAUUCAGUUCGAAGUUAAGAAAAGUAACAGGCUGCUACUGGAGAAGAGAGAGAUGAGGCUUAAAAUGGAGGGUUAUGAUAAUAAUAAUUAUAAUAUUAAUAAUAGUGAGGAAAGUGACGGAGAUGAGAGUGUUUAUGUCAAAGUUGAACCACUGGGUGGUGUCAAGAACGAGAAAUUAACUGAGAGUUAUGUUACCGUUGAUAAUAGUAGUCUGAAAAAUAAGGAUGAUGAAAUUGAAGAGCUGAAACACAAAAUUUCUCAGUUGGAAGAGCAACUAUUAAAUGCUCAAACGAAUCACGAGCAAGAACUGUCGGAGCAGAGAGCCAAUCACAGGAGAGAACUCAGCAGCAGGAUUGAUGAGAUGAUGAAGAGACUGACAGACGUCGAGGUAAUGAACCUGCCCGUGGAUGAAGAUGUCGUCAGAAAGAAGUACAUGAAGGAUGUCAAUCGGAUUAAAGAAAUGUACGACAGAGGAUUCAACACCCUGGAAAAAUCUCAGCAGCAGACGAUAGCUGAUCUGAAAAGGAAACAAAUUGUUGAACUUGAGAAGAUGCGACAGGAAAAGGAACUGCUUCUUAAGGAGGAAGCUGCUGCAACCCAAGCUGGCUAG